AUGCCCUGGCACGCCGGCGACCUAGACGCUACGCUUGCAGCGGGAGGCAUUGGCAUAGCCAGCACUGCUGGUCAGCCUGCUGCGUGGUGGACGACACCUGCAUGAACCCCUGGGGAAAUACCGGAGGGCUUCAUGAUGAUCCCAGAGCCAUUUAUAGCAGAUGCCAGUUGUUGCGUGUGCGUGACUCGCUGAGCCCCUUUGGCUUGGGCGAGCUGCGAGGGAUCGAGUAGACGAGUACUUUGCUGACCGCAAGACAGACACUAAGCCAAGCUCCUGUACCUAUCCAUUCGAUCCCUCCCAAAACCUCUCCUACAAGAUGUCGACCUCAGUUCCUCAAGUCCCGCCCCGUCCUACGCGGGCACAAAAAGAAACUCCUGCAGCAUCAGCUCCUCUGCGUACCGAGAUGCCUCUCAUUCCCCCUCGUCCAGCGGGCCGUCGUAUUGAACGCUCCAUCUCACCCUCUCGCGAGAGCUUUGCUCGAUCACCGUUAAAUGAAGCACCUUCGCAGGCUCAUAAAUCCAAGUCAUCUUUGGGUAGCAAUGGUCAUGGCGAAGGUCUCAAUACCGAGCAAUCACAGCGUCCUCCAAGUGUAGUGCUCCCUUCUCUUGGACAAGAAGGAAACGAAUAUGCCGAAGUCUUUGCUGUUCCUGAGAAACCUGAUGCAUCGAAUACACAAACUCGCAAUGUGGCCAAUGAUCUCCAGCUUCAUGCUCCUAAGCCCUCGUUACCAGCUUCAAGUGCCAAGCAAAGAGUCUCAACCGUUACCCGUACAGAUUCCAAUCAAGCUGCGUCUUUUGGCAUUGGAAAGGUUGCGGCAGAUGAUAAGGAUCCCGCGGGACACUCAUUGAAGGCAAAGUCAAGUAUUGUCAGCCAAAAUGAUUCCGAAACAAAUGGCACACAGCGUCCCCCAUCGAGUCUCGACAACGAACAGGGUAUUCCUGAAAUCGGUCAGCGAGUGCCCAUGUAUCCCAACGCUGGCGAUGUCCAGGCUCCAUCUCCAUCCCCAUUCCCCCAGCCACAUGCCCCCGGAAUUGGCUUUCACAACGAUGGGUCGAAACCUCGAAAUCACUCGCGCAAACUGAGUGGAAACCCCGAAGUUCCUCUUGAGGCAUACGGUAGACAUGGCCACCAGAUACUUCCCCAUCACCAUGAUCGUUUCGAGAAGGCAUAUUACGAGAAGCAUCCAGAACUUUUCAAGAAAGAGCUUGGCCAAUAUGGAGAGGGUAGGCCAGAGUGGGCCAUGAGUAGUGAGGAUUUGAACAGGAUUGUAAGGGAUACAGCCAGUAGGGGAACUGGACUUGGUAAGGAACAUACAUGGUUGUGCAAUUAUUUGCACAUAAACGCCGAGUAAUCUAAUAUAAUCUAGGAAACUCUCCAGCCUUCGUGGGUACACCAACUGAGCAAGUCGGAAUUCAAGCCACCGAAGAAUACGCAUCUCGCUCUCGCAUCUCAUCUCCCAAGAUCUCACCAACAGGACUGAAUGUUGCACAUUCAAACUCGUCUCAAACCCAUGUCGAUUCAUCCUUAGGGAAGGAAAUUCAUCCUGAUGAAUCCAGCCUGGGUAGGAGUCAACAUGCACCCUCUGAUCUGACUCUUGGGAGUGAAAACGAGAGCGAUGAUGUCAUUCACGUGGAUCUAGCACGCACUAGCAGUAGAGUCUACGGGCACAGCAACCUCGGUUCUGUAGAGGAUUUUGGACCUGCCUCAGGCAAUGGAUACGAGGAAGCCGAGCCUCACUACUCUGCUCCUAUCUUGGCUUCCGACGAGCUUGCAAAGGAUCCAUUUGGCUAUGAAACACAACCAGCAGUUUCACCAAUGCAUGAGCGUAAGCAGAUGUACCACGAGGAAGGUGGUUUCUAUCAGCACAAAUCAAGUAGUCAGACGAGCUUGACUAACAGUAGACCAACAAGCAUUCACGGCAAUGUUCCAGGUCUUCAUGUGCACUCGAGCUCAACCAAAUUGGAAGAUUUGGAGGAAUAUGAGCCACUCUUCCCCGAAGAUGAUAAAAACAAGGACAAACCAUUGACCGCAGCAGACAAAUUGAAGCGUCCUGAGCUGAAGAAUCGCAAGUUCCCCAGCCAAGACAUUUGGGAAGACACGCCACAUAGUUUACAAUACACUGCAAUAGUCUCAUCACCUCAAUUGCCAGAUGAGGAUGCUCCAGAAAAAGAAAAAACCAAGGAGGCUCCUACGGAUGAGACACCAGAAAGGGCUUUUGCAAGAAGACAAGAAGAAUUGGCCGAGAAAGAGUCGCAAGAUCGGGAGAGCUUUUUACAUAAGGAGAAAAAGCCAUGGGGAAACAGAUCACAUGUUAUCUCUGAGACCCGACCUGAAUUAAAACAACGCUUCCCAAGUCGUGAUAUUUGGGAAGAUACACCUGACAGUUUACAGCUACAAACUACCGUUGGUGGACCUCAAACAGAAAGUGAAGCCCCAAGCGUACCUGAGGAACGCCCCACAACGGGUGCUGUUGUAUACCACCAAGAAAAGGCUGCCGCGGGUCUUGAAUUGGGAAGCGAAGAAGGUCGUGCAACCACAGGGGUUGCCGCUCUCAUGAAGCCGUCAAUUCCUGCUCGUCCAAAGACCAAGUUGUCAGAGUCGUCUCCUGUCGAUAAACAACCACCUUCGAUUCCAGAACGACCACGAAAGUUUUCAGAUUCGAACCCCCCAGUUCCGACAAAGACAAAGCCCGUGAUUCCAGCUCGACCUUCCAGAUCAAGUACUCGCGAAUCGUCUGAACAUGCUCCAUUGACUAAAGUAACAUCAAAUUCUUCGACGAAAUCGAUUGGAUCGGAUCAGGGCGCCGUUGCAAAGUCCAAACCCCCAGUUCCAUCCAGACCUGUCGGUGGUAAGAUUGCUGCAUUAAAAGGUGGUUUCAUGUCUGAUUUAAAUAAACGUCUUCAACUGGGGCCACAGGCGCCUAAGAAAGAGGAGGUCGUGCCCGAAGAAGCAGUGGUCGAAAAGGAGAAAGUUCCAUUAGCCGAUGCCAGAAAGGGUAGAGCAAGAGGUCCGGCACGAAGAGCUCCAGCAAAGAGCCCGGCUCCUGCUACUGCAAUUGCUUCUGCUUCUGGCUCAGCUCAGCAAACUGCACCUGUUCUUGGGUUCUCGAUACCAUCGACGCUCUGGGAGAUUGAUCCUAAAGAGAAUACGUUGCAAGUGGGUACGGAGAAAGAGCAUGUAGAACCUGUUGCGCCAAUAAAGGCCGCUUCUUUAGAAACCCCAAAACCUGCUACUAACACCGCUGAGAAGGCCGCCGCCGUGGAGGUACCAGAGAUUGCUGAAAAGGCAACUGAAGUACAAACAGAGAGCGCUCCUGAGAAGGAUGACUGUCCUGCUGCAGCAAAGACUGUAUCAGCGCCGGAGGUAAUCGAGGACGAAGAUAUGACGGGGUCGACGGCGACGCUGAAAGCUAAGGAGGAAGAACAUGUAGAGUAGAAAUCACGUAACUUGAUUUGACAUAGGGAGCAGACUGUUCAAUUAUAAAAGUUGUUUUUUUUCUCUCUUUCUUUUUUGAGUUAGGCUCUUCUUCUUUUUUUAGUUCAACUAGUUUUUUGUAACUUAUUUGAAAUCUAGAUUUUCUGUUUAUUGUAAUUGCUGUGAUGUGAGGAUUUUUCGUGAGAUGGAAGUUCUGAUGUAUUGGUACUGAGUAGAUUGAAUUUGUUUUUUUGCCUUCACUGUCACCUUGAUCUGGCGCUCUGAUGACUGACGUCCAACUGCCGCCCCCGAGUCCUAAAAAGGGGUUACCCCGCGUCUCGCUUCUGGGUGAAGCCCGGGAUCCUGUAGGGCUGAGCGCGUCAUAGGACGAGGCUUAACCUCUACCUCCCAUCCUCCCCAUCAAACUCAACAGCCAACUCCAAACCGCAACGCCAAACGGCAACCAUGGCAUCUGUAAAAGAUGUACAAGACCUCCUCCACCUGUUUACAACCGGCCGCAAUAAAAUCCCCAUGAUGGCCGCCAUGGGACGCGUCAAAGCUCUCCAAGCCGCUGGUCUCGGGACGUGAGAGCUCCCCAUCAACAAACUCGGAUAGCUAGCUAAUUGAAUGCAGGAUUGCGGAUAUCGUGUCCUCGAACCUGGCGGAUAUCACGACGGCUAUUUCAGAUGAGAAGGCGGCGAAGUCUCUCCUUGCCGCUUGUAAAUCCGCGGUCAAGAAUCCAGAUUCGGUAGGCUUACGCACUAAACGGUCUGCUACCGAUACAUUAGACUCCUCAACGAAGAGAGUGAAGAGCCAGUUUUCUCUCCAAGAGGUACCGAAGUCGCCAAGGGAGUUUGAGAAGUCCUUAGCUCUUCCGGUUCCUGAAGCAGAUGAGGAGGCGAUUGAACGCUGUAGGGUGUAUACGAAUCGGGCCCCCCUGGUUCUGGCGUUUGCGGUGCAGUUGUUGGGGUUUACUAUGCCGGAGCAGCCGCUUAGUGCGAGGUUGAGUCUUGCGCAGGCGGUGGUUAGUGGGAAUAGUCGCGGGAAGGCGGUUAGUCUUGGGUUGAAGAGGGAGGAGGAAGGGCAGGGGUGGGGGAGUGGACAGCCGGGAGUGAGGGUUUUGGGGAGGGAGGUUAAGGUGUUGAAGAGGAGUGGGUAUGUGCGGCAGGAGGAUGAGGGGGAGGGGGAGGGAGAGGUGAAAGAAGAGGAGGAGGUGGGAGAAUCAAAGAUUUCGAGCGGGGAUACAGAUGCUGGUGGAGAAAAUGAGACAACUUCAGCGUCAACGAUAAAAAAUGAACCAGAUUUACAACCCUCAAACUCGGGAUGGACAGUCUCCAGUCCAAUUACAUCCAAGAAAUCAACCUUCAUCGCCCGCUCCAUCCCAGUAACAUCAACCCAAGCAGCCACCCAAUCCCUCACAACCCUCCUCUCAAACCCCUCCGUCUCCUCAGCCUCCCACAACAUCUCAGCCUACCGCAUCAUCACCUCCAACGGUUCCAUCCUCGAAUCCUGCUCCGACGACGGCGAAACAUGCGGAGGAAACCAUCUCCUAUCCAUCCUCAAUUCUUCGAAUCUAACUAACGUCCUCCUCGUGGUAUCCCGCUGGUAUGGCGGGAUCAUGCUGGGUACCGACCGUUGGAGGAUCAUGACGGACGUCUCCCGUGAUGCUCUCUCCCAGCGUCUGCGCGUCUCUGGUGUUUUGGGGAAAGAUGCACUUUGGGGUCUUGAUCUAGAGGGGAUGGGGAAAUCUACUGGUGGAGAGUUACCCGUCCAUCGACCAGAGGGCGCGCGGUCGUAUCUUCUGAAGAGUUUCCUUACGCCGCCUGAUGAUGUAUCCGAACAAGGAAAACAAAAGAAGAAGAAGAAAACUGCAAGUCAGGUGCAAGAAGAGAAUGAGAGGAAUCUGGGGAUGCUGCUUGGUGCGUUGGAUAUGCUGUUUAGGAGUUGGAGUCCUUAUAUUGGGAAGGAGGAGUUGGAUCGCAGGGCUUGGGGGUGGUAUGUUGCUGUGAGGCCGGAUGUUCAGGAUGGGGUUGCGGGCUGGGGCGGCAAGGGGGUUGUGAGGUUGGGGGAUAUUUUGGGGUUGAGGAGGAAGGGAGGGGUUUUCUGA
Molecule: messenger RNA, 5521 nt
Organism: Hymenoscyphus albidus
Lineage: Eukaryota; Fungi; Ascomycota; Leotiomycetes; Helotiales; Helotiaceae
Source: the annotation of a GenBank genome assembly